Oxyura jamaicensis (ruddy duck) is the source of this 1447-nucleotide messenger RNA. It is a transcript of the gene CLDN14, whose product is annotated as claudin 14. The transcript is spliced from 2 exons. The record is from RefSeq and is a predicted model, not a curated record. Gene Ontology annotation, cellular component: plasma membrane; bicellular tight junction. Gene Ontology annotation, molecular function: structural molecule activity. Lineage: Eukaryota; Metazoa; Chordata; Aves; Anseriformes; Anatidae. Gene Ontology annotation, biological process: cell adhesion; bicellular tight junction assembly. Bases 161 to 871 code for a protein of 236 amino acids.
GCAGGGGCGAGUUGCCGGGAUGUCAGAGAGCCGUACAGAGAGCGAGAGCAGAAGGUGUCAAGGUAAAACAGCUGCAUAUCUUCCAAGAAAAGCCUGUGUUUUCUGAAGGAAUUUGAGCGGAGGUUCUUUAUUAAGGGAACCAGUCAGGACAAACAUUAGCAUGGCAAGCACGGCUGUUCAGUUACUUGGCUUCUCUCUAAGCCUGCUUGGUCUAAUUGGGACACUAAUUGCUACUAUUCUGCCACACUGGUGGCGAACGGCGCAUGUAGGCACCAAUAUUAUAACAGCUGUGGCGUAUAUGAAAGGGCUGUGGAUGGAGUGCGUCUGGCACAGCACCGGCAUCUACCAGUGCCAAGUCCACCGCUCCCAGCUCGCGCUGCCUCGUGACCUCCAAGCAGCCCGUGCCAUGAUGGUGAUUUCCUGCGUCCUUUCCGCACUGGCAUGCGUGAUUGCCGUCGUCGGUAUGAAGUGCACCCGCUGUGCCAAGGGGACUUCUGCCAAAGCCUCCAUCGCGGUCUCCGGGGGGAUCGUUUUCAUCCUGGCCGGUCUCGUUUGCCUGGUACCCGUUUCCUGGACCACUAACGAUGUAGUUACAGAUUUCUACAACCCCCUGCUUCCCCACGGGAUGAAGUACGAGAUAGGUCAAGCCCUGUACCUUGGCUUUGUCUCCGCGUCUUUGACGAUCCUCGGAGGCGCUCUGCUGUGCACGUCGGGCCAGUGCAGCGGGAACGAGGCACCCUACCAGCCGCAGCCCAGAGGCACGAGGAGGACUGCUCCCUCCUGUAGACCACCAACUGUCUACAAGGGAAACCAUGCUUCUUCCCUGACAUCUGCUUCCCAUAGCGGCUACAGAUUAAAUGACUAUGUGUGAGUUCCCUAAGAUUUGCCUGCGGGACACAGCUGCUUUAUAAUUUCUGUGCAUGGCAUAAAACAAAGCUAGGAUGAUUUUUAAUUUAUAAGGGUUACGAUACAAAGUUUACCAUUGUUCAUUUCUUCCUUCCCUUUCUUUCCAUAGAAAGAAAGAAUGUGAACAAAAAACUGCUCCCUUCAGUGCAUGGAGAAUAAAUACAAAGGAAACUGGGAUAUUCCGGGGACUGCACAUACCUGCCUACUUUAAAUUAGGGAUUUGGGUAUAGGCAGUCCAAGGGCAGUUUUCCUGAAAGUAAUGUUUUGGUUUGUAGUUUCUGCCCUGCGACAAGCACGAAGUGGAACUGGCCACGACUUGUUAUUUGAACAGUGUCCCAACAGAAGAUGCAUUUUUGCCUAAAAUAGAGAACUUCAUGGCAAGACACGGUGAUUUCCUGAUAAGCUUCUUAUCUCCAUAAUGCAUGAAUGUUUCCUUAUGACCAGGUAGUAUUUUGUUUUGACUUAACUUUUUGUUUGCUUUGUUUGUUUGUUUGUUUUUGUAGUGCCUAGAAAUACAAAUUUUAAUAGUAUUACAACACAU